UCGGCCCGCUGCAGACGCCAUUGAACGUUGGCGCAACCCUGGAAGGAGAAGGCAAAAUAUUUUUGUUUUUUCCCAUCAUCCUGGUUCUGUUUAGUUAUCAUUUUGUUUAAGUUUACCAUCGUAAGCCUUAGCUUAGCAGUAGCAGUAAGCCACAGACGUAGCAAAAGACGUAUGAGAUGAUUCCGAGAACUAAAGUGUUUGUAGGCAGCCUACCGCCAGCGACCAAGCCGGAGGAGGUACGCCGGUUGUUCGAAAACUAUGGCGUGGUGACCGAAUGCGACGUAAUGAACAGGUGCGCGUUCGUGCACAUGCAAAAUCAGGACAUGGCGGAGAGUGCCAUCCAGGCGCUGCACAACACGACCUUCAAGGGUGUGACGAUCGUGGUGGAGCGCGGUCGCGUCCGCGAGAGACCGCCGGGUGGUGUGGGCGGUGUGGGCAUGGAUAGCUCGCGCGGUCGCCCCGGCGCUGGACCGAUGCGUGGUUCUCGCGGCGGUAUGAGGAGCCAGCCAUACGGUACUGCCGCUGGUUACGGGGCUGGACGUGCUCCGGGAGGUUAUGGGCCUCGUGCAAGCUAUGGCACUGGAAGCCGCUACGAUGGCGGCUAUAGCUAUAGGAGUGACGUCGGGUACAGUUCCUCGAGCAGUCCGUACGGAUACGGGUACAGCAGCAAUGGAGGCGGGUAUGGCAGUACGCGCCAUGCAAGCAGCGAAGAUCGGCGUGGCUUCACACUGCCAUCCUAUCCGGCCGAUCAGAGCAGGGGAUCAUACGGCAGCAGUUAUGAUGGAUAUUCAAGCUACGAUAGCUACAGCAGCUACGGUUACGAUACCUCACAGGGUGCGUCCAGCUACCAGCGGUGGCCCUCUUCGGCAAAUUCGGCUGAUAGCUACUCGUAUGCCAGCGGAUACUCCCAAGGGCCAUCGGAUGGAAGUGCUGUUGCCCAGAGCACAGAUUACAGUCAGGGUUAUCCGCCAUUGAGCGGUGGUAGCUCAUCCGGAUACCGUGCAUCUACAACCGCAUCGGCACCGCAAUCCUAUCGUAGCUCCGUCUCCGGGUACGGACCACCAUCGUCCGGCAGAAGGUUUUGAGAAGAUGCCAAGGGAAUACUAGUGGCCCCGGAGGAGAAGAGGAGUGCUGUUGUGCAUCGUACUGCAGCGUGGCAGCGAUGUUCAGUUUAAUUCGUGAGACCAACUCACGAUUGCCACAGUUCUUCAAUCGGUUCCGGAUGUGAUGAUGUCGCCAUCAUUGAGGCCAAUCUAAGUGUACUCCUGUCGCCCCCUCAUCAUGCAAGCAAAAAUAGCACUGCACUCAACGUCGUCAUAAUCAUCAUCAUCAUCGUCGUCGUCAGCUACAAUUAUCACAAAAACGAAAUCUGUUUUAGCAAGACAAAGUUUUUUGGAAACUAAUUAAUAAUGAACGAGAUACUACCAACAACAGGUCACACACUCAGUUUUAACGCAAGUGUAGGAAACGUUUCACACUAUUCGUACUAUUAAGUGUUCUGAAAUCAAUUGCAGAAUAACAUUCAAUGCGCCAAUAGUUUCGUUCAGAACCAACAAUAGCCCGAUAUCAGUUUCAGAGGCAGACAUCUGUGCAAAAGCUCGUGCAAAUACCGUAUUAAAGUGCAGGGCAGGAGAGUAGAGGAUAGCGUAGUGCAAACAAGAACGAAAAUGAUGAAUAUUGUAGUAAUUAAUGACAGGCGACGGCGACAGGAGCUGGAAGAAAGUUUAGAAUUCGCGACCGGACACUCCUCCAGAGCGAGAUGUUUUUUUUCUUCUUCUUUCUUUCUUCGGAUGAGAACUUUCUGAAGAUUAUUCUCUAUUAUAUUUAUAUAUAUACAUAUAUACAUAACAAACGAACUUUCUUAUAUUUACGAAAUCUGAAUGCAGAAGGCUGGAACCAAAGCACAUUGCAAUCCGUGCGAUGGUAAGGCUCAGUCUGCAACAAACAUCCACAAACAAACACACACCCCUCCUUCACAUACAAAACUCACUCGAACACGUUGUCCUACACAAACUACUUUUUUGAUAUAGUGUAAUAAAAUCGAAAUCAAUCAACUGAUCAACUUACUGUUCAUCUGGCAAAAGAGAUAAUCUGUUGUUUUUUUAAGUAAUAUAUUUUCAUGUAGUUUUACUGUUUAACCUUCUCGUAGUCCCUUGUUCG
Molecule: messenger RNA, 2160 nt
Organism: Anopheles coustani
Lineage: Eukaryota; Metazoa; Arthropoda; Insecta; Diptera; Culicidae
Product: heterogeneous nuclear ribonucleoprotein A3
Exons: 5
Coding region: 177-1085 (302 amino acids)
Biological process (GO): mRNA splicing, via spliceosome
Cellular component (GO): nuclear speck
Molecular function (GO): mRNA binding
Source: RefSeq, a predicted model, not a curated record